Molecule: messenger RNA, 1330 nt
Organism: Momordica charantia (bitter melon)
Lineage: Eukaryota; Viridiplantae; Streptophyta; Magnoliopsida; Cucurbitales; Cucurbitaceae
Product: F-box family protein
Molecular function (GO): protein binding
Source: RefSeq, a predicted model, not a curated record
AUUAUCAGAGCUGCUUUCAAUAAACUUCCCAAGAAUCUCCAAUCCCUCAUCUACCAAGAUAUCAUCACCGCCUUUCAUCUCCUUCCCGAAUGAGCUCUGCUGUUUCGGCUGCACAUCUCCUUGCUCAGGGUGUUGAAGCUGCUUGGCCUAAGAAAAAGAGAAAUUCAGCAAUCGUAGAAUUCAAGAAAGCAAUGGUUGCUCAUAAGAGGCGUAGUAAAGCACAUCAGGAAGAAAAAGGUUCCGCUCAACUGCCUCAAGAUGUACUCCUCCACAUCUUCCGCUUUCUAGAUAUCGAAUCUUUAGUCUCUGCUGGACUAGUCUGCCGGUCAUGGAAUGUAGCAGCAGAUGACGAAUUUCUAUGGCAGUUGCAGUAUACAACAUUUUUCGGUUCUGAUGACAGUGCUAAACUCAUUAACAACAAAGGCGGUGUGGACGACUUGGCUAGCACACCUCCUCAUGUUGAUUGGAAAGAGGCAUUUAAGAGAGCAUAUAUAGGUAAUUCUUUGAGAAGAAACACAUAUGGAAUGGGAUACUGCAAACACUGUAACACAAUAGUUUUCGUCAGCACCUUGAGAUGUCCCGUCGAUCAUGGUAAAAGUAAAAAUAAGCAAAUCAAGCCUCUCUCAAUCAACCAGGUUGUUGAAUAUGUGUUGAAUGGUUCUUCAGAACUGAUUUAUUCCUCAGACAGCGAUACUGAUUCAGAUGAUGAGGUGAUUUCUGCGUUUUGGGCAGUUCCGGAGUACUUGGGUAGAAGGCACUCGAGCUUUUAAAGCUAAAUUGAUCGAUUUUUCGCUCGUCUUUCAUGCAUACCUCAUUUAACCUCGUCAAUAAGUAGAGUUAAAAUACUGUCUUCCUGUGCCAUCUGACAUUAAUGGAGAAGGUUGAAAACUUUGUCGUUGAAAAAUAGACUGUAAAGGAGUUGGGUUGUCUCUCUGGUCACCUUAGAUGGGGGAAAAUUUCUGGUACUACAGGAAUAUCAACGGUGGAUUAAAAUUAAUGUGGGCCUAUUUCUUUUAUUUAUUGUGUAAAUCGGAGGGAGUACGGUACUCCAUAACAGGGGUGAGCAAAUAACCCCAAAAAACCGAUCCGAAUGAUCAAAACCGACGUCGGUCUAAAUCGGUUUUCAACAUUCCAAAACCGACUUUGACCACAAGUGGCGCUGCUGCAGUAAAAAUCUGCCCAUAGUACUAGUCUCUUAGAUUGAAAAUACUAUGCCAACAACAUUGACAAGGUUUUUUUUUUUUUUUUUUUGGGGAAGAGGAAUGAUGAAUUAUUUUGUGUAGAAACUUGGUUUUAGCCUCAUUUUUGGAUGUAAAGAAUCUUCUUGUUG